Platichthys flesus (European flounder) is the source of this 2250-nucleotide messenger RNA. Its product is annotated as heparan sulfate glucosamine 3-O-sulfotransferase 6-like. The transcript has 2 exons. Gene Ontology annotation, molecular function: [heparan sulfate]-glucosamine 3-sulfotransferase activity. Lineage: Eukaryota; Metazoa; Chordata; Actinopteri; Pleuronectiformes; Pleuronectidae. The record is from RefSeq and is a predicted model, not a curated record. The coding region runs from base 273 to 1397 and encodes 374 amino acids.
AAACGAGUCAUGUUAAAUUAUACAACUUUCUCCACUGAGCAGGAGUAGACUCAUUCUCACCAGAAUUUUCUGGACAGAGACUAUGAAGAUCCUUUUUUGAGAAAUCCUCUGUGUGACUCUGCUGCUGAGAGGAGCUUUUCCAUGUGAUGGCUCACUUUUACGCAACAGGUUCUGCGAUAUAAAUUUUUACAACAGUAUUCGAUCAAUGUAGGAAGAAGGAGAAGCAUGCUGUCUCCGUUUUGGCCCCUGGGCAUCGAGCAGGAGAUCAACUCAUGGGAUGUAGUGGAGGCAGAGUCAGGUUCAACUUUGGGAAGGCGCUGUCCAAAGCCUCGGUGUUCUUCACCAUGGUCCUGAUCUUCACCUACUUCUUCUACUGCCUCGCCGGAUUGUGCGACUCGGCUCCGAGGACCCUGUACAGCCAGCGGGGGGUAGACAGGGACUAUGACGCUCUGGACGAUCAUCGCCGCGUACUGGACGACCUACGACCAGCGCGGAACCGCACUGACUCCGCGGAGGCACCGAGGAUGGACGCCCCAGCGGGACGCUUGCUUCCUCCGCGCGCACCGGACAGCGCUAAUGCGAGCGCGCGGAGCGGCGGCAUCCCCGUGUCCAACACCUUCGGGACCAAAAGGUUUCCACAGGCGCUUAUAAUCGGUGUGAAGAAAGGAGGGACCCGGGCACUGCUGGAGUUUCUCCGCAUCCACCCGGACGUGAGAGCGGUCGGUACUGAGCCACACUUCUUCGACAGGUUUUAUGAUAAAGGUCUGGAGUGGUACAGGAACCUGAUGCCUCGGACACUGGACGGGCAGAUCACCAUGGAGAAAACCCCCAGCUACUUUGUCACAAAGGAGGCUCCUGGGCGUGUCUGCACCAUGAACUGCCAAACCAAGCUCAUUGUGGUGGUCAGGGAUCCUGUGACCCGGGCGGUGUCUGACUACACCCAGACACUGUCCAAGAACCCGGGCCUCCCAUCCUUCCAGAGCCUGGCCUUGAAAAACUCCUCCACAGGUCUGAUUGACACCACGUGGAGCGCCGUGCGCAUCGGCCUCUACGCCAAGCAUCUGGAGAACUGGCUGCAGCACUUCCCCCUGUCUCACUUUCUGUUUGUCAGUGGUGAGCGGUUGGUGAGCGACCCGGCUGGGGAGAUGGGCCGGGUGCAAGACUUCCUGGGUCUGAAGAGGGUUGUUUCAGACAAACACUUCUACUUCAACCAGACCAAAGGUUUCCCCUGCUUGAAGAAGCCUGAGGGGAGCAGCAGACCUCGCUGCCUUGGGAAGUCAAAGGGCAGACCCCAUCCCCAGAUCCCCACCGAGGUCCUACAGAGACUGAGAGACUUCUACAGGCCCUUCAACAACCACUUCUACCAGAUAAGCGGACAAGACUUUGGGUGGGACUAACACAAGAGGACGCAUUAUAGACAGCCUCUUACUUUUUGGAGGGACUGUUCAGGGCUAAAGUUCUCAGGUACGAUGUAGAGGAAUACAACGCCCACAAACUGGGACUCUUCUUGGCCCAUUCUGCCUCAGUGGAACCAACAUGACGUGCAGCGCUCACAGAAUGUCCCUGUGUUGUCGUAGAGUCGAAGAUGACGUGUGCACAGUGCUGCCAAUAUGCAAGUUACACACACAGUUAAUGGCUUAGUUAUUCAACCAUUUCUCUUGGUUGUAUUGUAAUGUACAAAAGUUAAAAAGAAAAUAGGUACCAAAAGAAAAGUAAAACUUUGCCUGGGAAAUCCUUUUUUACUUGCUUUAUGUUUUGUUUAUUAAAUAAGAUGAUAUUUAUAGUUUCUGUUGAUUUGAAAUGCAACAGUUACAGUUUUUUAAAUGACAGAAAUGUAUUUAUUACCAGACAAGGCAAGACAGAAUAUGUGUUCAUUGACAGGACAUUGGAAAGAGAAAUGUCACACUUAACAAUAAACCACUAUUUCUUAUUACUGCAUUUAUAUUUUCGUUAUACUUACUGUUGGCCUAAGCUACAUAUCUUAAUGUUGAUGAUAUUCCUCUGUAUUUUGCAGAUAUAACAGUGAUACCUCAUCUGUAAACAAAAACAAUAACAACUAUAAUCAGAGAACAAAACAUACACAGAUUCCAUGAUGUAGGUUUUUGUAGUUUGUUUCCACUUCCUCAGCUGCCUUGGACAUCAAUCUGUUUAUCACUUACAAUAAAUUGUUCUAUUUCUAUCUGUUAUUAUUUUGAAGCUUUUUUGAUAUGUAAAGUAUGCAAAUCACAUUGGGGUGUAUAAAACCGUCAU